AUGAUGGCAGGUAAAGCGAAGGACACAGAUUAUUUCGCGAUCGAAGACGAUUAUGAUGACAACGAUAAUGAUGAUAUAGAAGCAAAUAACAGUGAUGAUGAUGACACCGAUGAUGUUUCCAGUCGUAGAUCGUCGUUUUCUCAAGCUACUGGUCAAUGGCCACAGAGUUACAAGUAUACACUUGAUUCGUACUCAAUUUCAGCAACACCAAGUGUGGCAUUCCUUAGACGCCCAUCGGGUUCUAUAUAUUCAAUGUAUGAACCGGGGAUUGAUAGCAGUACUGCUAAUUUUGGUGAUAAUAUAAAGUCUAAGUUGCUGAUAGAAUGUUCAAAGGUUUUUAGCAAAGAGGAUGUAGAUAGGAUUUCAAGAAAGAUAUCAACAUGGUCAGGAAAGGGUUCUUUGCCUGAUCAACUAAUCGAUGAGCUUCCCAUUGCCUUUGGAUGUAGCGUCACUCAGACUGUUUUCAAUUCGGUGAAUGUGAUGGUUGGAGUUGGAGUUCUUUCUAUGCCAAAUACAAUAGCUACCGCUGGCUGGGCUGGCGUAGGAAUCCUACUCCUUUUUGCAGCAAUAUGUUGCUACACCGCUUAUCUCAUGAAACUUUGCUUCGAGAGUAAAGACACCAUUCAAACAUAUCCCGAUAUUGGAGAAGCUGCAUUUGGGAAAUACGGACGCCUUACAAUAGCAAUCAUUUUGUACACGUCACUCUAUGCAUAUUGUGUGGAGUUCAUUAUAUUGGAAGGAGACAAUCUCACUAGUUUGUUCCCUGGUGUAUCGCUGCAAUGGGGUAGCAUCAAUACGGACCCGGUUCACAUGUUUGCAGUUCUUUCUGCUGUCGUUAUGGGAUCCACGCUUUUAGUAAAAAACCCCCGAGUGAUCUCAUUAUUUUCAGCUACUGGUGUUGUGGCUACUCUUAUGGUCAUCAUCUGUGUGUUUUGGCUGGGUACAGUGAACGUGGGCUUUAAUGAAAGAGGUCCACCUAUAAAAUUGGGUGGCAUUGCUUUCGCACUUGGUAUUUAUGGAUUUUGCUUUUCUGGACAUUGUGUGUUCCCAAAUAUAUACCAGUCAAUGGCAGAUAAAACUAAGUUUACAAAGGCAAUGAUAAUAUGCUUUAUUUUGUGUCUUCUGAUGUAUGGGAGUGUUGCAAUUGCGGGUUUUCUCAUGUUUGGAGAACAAUCGUUGUCCCAGAUAACAUUGAACAUGCCUGAGGAUGCAGUUGCUUCAAAAGUUGCUUUGUUGACUGUAAUUAUCAAUCCGGUCACGAAAUAUCCUUUUUGUGAUAUAAUAUAA
Messenger RNA from Lactuca virosa, 1287 nucleotides. The record is from the annotation of a GenBank genome assembly. NCBI's taxonomy places the organism in Eukaryota, Viridiplantae, Streptophyta, Magnoliopsida, Asterales, Asteraceae.